Messenger RNA from Boleophthalmus pectinirostris (great blue-spotted mudskipper), 3466 nucleotides. RefSeq names its product frizzled class receptor 4 (gene fzd4). Gene Ontology annotation, cellular component: plasma membrane. Lineage: Eukaryota; Metazoa; Chordata; Actinopteri; Gobiiformes; Gobiidae. Gene Ontology annotation, biological process: non-canonical Wnt signaling pathway; canonical Wnt signaling pathway; retina vasculature morphogenesis in camera-type eye. Gene Ontology annotation, molecular function: Wnt receptor activity; Wnt-protein binding. The record is from RefSeq and is a predicted model, not a curated record. The transcript is spliced from 6 exons. The coding region runs from base 333 to 1931 and encodes 532 amino acids.
CACAAUAAAGUUUAGCGCUGGACGCUCGCAGGCAGUAGGCUCCGAGCUCCCCGCUGCUUGUCGCAUGUGGACGCAACGUGAAACAAGGCACAGCGGACACGCAUUGGAAUAUAACAUCCAGUGACGUUAAAAGUGAACGAGUGAUUUUUUUUUCCCUCUGACUGCUGUUUGGACCUGAUAUUAACUACAUGGCGCGGAGUGGAAUAUUAUAGUCAUACCAGCGCACGGACUUUACGCACAGUGUGGACUACACACUCAGCAUUGCCUUAACGUAAACUGUAUUUUACUUGGACUUUUAUUUAAUAGGCUACUAAUAUUGUGUUGUGGUGACCAUGCCCGGGCUAGCGCUCAUGCGUGCAGCCGUCCUCUCCGUCUUGUCUGCGCUGCUGUGUCCGCUCGGCGUGGUGCAGGGUUAUGGAGACGAUGUAGAGGAGAUGACCUGUGAUCCCAUCAGGAUCAGCAUGUGCCAGGGUCUGGGCUAUAACGUCACCAAGAUGCCCAACUUGGUCGGCAACGUUCUGCAGUCGGACGCUGAACUGCAGUUGACCACGUUUACACCGCUGAUCCAGUACGGCUGCUCGAGUCAACUCAAGUUCUUCCUGUGCUCCGUCUAUGUGCCCAUGUGCACAGACAAAGUGCCCAUCCCCAUUGGUCCAUGUAAAAGCAUGUGUCUGUCUGUGAAGAGGAAGUGUCUUCCAGUUCUGAAUGAGUUUGGCUUCAUUUGGCCAGAGAUGCUGAACUGUAGCCUGUUCCCGCCUCAGAACGACCACAACCACAUGUGUAUGGAGGGCCCGGGCGAUGAGGACUCGCCCUACCACCCUGUGCGCCACCCGCCUCAUGAGGAGGAGUGCCAGACACUGGGGUCACUGCCCGACCAAUACAUCUGGCUCAAGCAGACAGACAGCUGUGCUCUGCAGUGUGGCUACGACAGCGGCCUGUAUCGCAGAGGGGCCAAAGUCUUCACUGACGCCUGGAUGGCAGUAUGGGCGGUGCUCUGCUUCCUCUCAACUACCCUGACCGUCUUAACAUUUCUCCUGGACUCGCAACGAUUCUCCUACCCGGAAAGGCCAAUCAUCUUCCUGUCCAUGUGUUGCAACCUCUACAGCGUGGCUUACUUGGUACGCCUGACACUGGGAAGGGAGCGUGUCUCCUGUGACCUAGAUGCCACAACUGUUCCCAUACUGGUGCAAGAAGGCCUGAAGAGCACUGGUUGUGCCAUAGUCUUCCUCCUCCUCUACUUCUUUGGGAUGGCGUCCUCAUUGUGGUGGGUUAUUUUGACCCUGACAUGGUUUUUGGCAGCUGGACUCAAGUGGGGACAUGAAGCAAUUGAAAUGCACAGUUCCUAUUUCCAUAUUGCAGCCUGGGCCAUUCCUGCUGUUAAAACCAUAGUGAUCCUCAUAAUGCGACUGGUAGAUGCAGACGACCUCACUGGACUCUGUUAUGUGGGAAACAUGCAACAGGAGGCACUCACUGGAUUUGUUGUUGCACCACUGGCUACCUAUCUUCUCAUUGGAACAUUGUUUAUCUGUGCUGGCCUGGUAGCCCUCUUUAAGAUCCGAUCCAAUCUGCAAAAGGACGGUGCCAAGACAGACAAGCUGGAGAGGCUGAUGGUGAAGAUUGGGGUCUUUUCUGUGCUCUACACAGUCCCAGCCUCCACUGUGAUUGGCUGUUACCUCUACCAGCUCUCCAACUGGGCAGAGUUCAGUUCCACCCCCAGAGACUCAUACAUAGCUUCAGAGAUGCUACGGAUUUUCAUGUCACUUCUAGUUGGGAUCACAUCAGGUAUGUGGAUCUGGUCAGCAAAGACUCUGCACACCUGGCAGCGCUGCUCUGCCCGUCUGCUCAGGGACAGCCGAGCCAGCAGAGGGGGCAAGAGAGCGCCAGGUGAGGGCUGGAUUAAACCCGCCAAAGGAAACGAGACAGUGGUAUGAAACGGUACUGAAUGAAGAGGAGUUUUGAACCAGCUUCAGUGUUGCCAACAGACCCUGGAGAUGCCAAAAGACUCAUGUGCAAAUGCAAUAAGGAGAUGGCAGGGGUUUCUAAGCCACUGGAUGUUACUGCAUCAGCAGUGUAUGCGCAGACCCGCUGACAGAGGUCUGCAGGUUCACUGAAGGGCACCAAGCCUCUUCACCUGACCUAUGGUCAGAGAGAGGAACAAAGGAAAGAGUGCCACAGAAGGGCUGAACAGGAAGUAUGAGCAGAGACAGCUGUGUGCUGUAGCCCCAUGUCUACCUCCACAGCCGAACACAGGCCCAGUCCGGGUCGUCUGAAGUUUCACUUUUACACUGGAGGAUUCUUGUGCAGGUAUUAUACAGGAUGACAUUUCCCAAAACCAUCUGUCAUAAACUCCCAGUUGGCCUUCAAGUGCAAGGGAAAGUCAACUGUAAAAAAUGUGUAAACUUUGCAGCAGUGCGAUGAAGCAAAUUUGAGCAGAAUUCCCUGAUGAAGGAGCCAAAUGUCACUAUCUCAGAAACCAAAAACCACAAGCUUUUCAAUGUCUUGGGUAUGUGCAUUAUGCAUGCACUAGUGAUAUAUGUGACCCUAAGGAGAGUAGUCCAGCUGUGCCUUUUAUUGAGCUAUAAAUGUGAAAGCUUUAGGGCAUCUGGGAAAUGUAGGUUUGUGCUUUUUACCUUAGCGGACUCAGAGAAUGUCUGUUAACUUCCAGCACUGAGUGCACUCACCGAGCAGCCUUGUACUGUAUAUACAGUGUGUAACCAUGAAAUCCAGGAAAUGAAAUUAUUCCCUCUGCCCUCUUUUCAAAACACAGGCCCCAAGGCCAGCGAAGAAUUAGAGGUUAUUAGACAAUCACUGGCCAAAAGACAUUACCGUAUAGUAUGAAGCACUACACACAAUAUAUUGGCUCAAAACAGAAAUGACCAGACAGGUCAAACUAAAUACUCUGCAGUUCAAUCAUAUACAGUUUGUAUAAUCCUCCAAUCCUGCAUCAUGUUUCUGUUCAUAGACAAUCAAGUCCCUACUAUUGAUCCGACCACACUAAACCAUGCAAUGUUGUCCUGUGUAAAGGAAGUUUGCCUGACAAUCUGAAGUAGUAUAAUAAUAAACUCUUUGAAUGUAAAGUAGAACAGUACAGAAGGGCUGCUAGCGCAUUUUGUAGACACUCAUAUGUAGGUUUUCUUAUGAGACAACUGUUUUCUACAUGACUGGAUUGUCUACAAAAGGAUGAGUGAAUUGUGCGCUUGUUUCUGGACAAGCCAAACAGCAGUGUUUCUCAGACUAGUAUGGCACACUUAUUACAUUACCAAUGUCAAACAAACAUUACGUUGAGUUAAAGAGAAUUGAAUUAGAGCGCUGACCAAAUCCCAAAUGAGCUAAUGCAGUUUGCCUUUUAAACAGUCUUAAUGCUUGGCCCCAUUCACUACUGAGGUUCAAGUGACAUGUCUAAACAAUCAAAGUUGUGCCUUCAAAUACUCAACAUUACACUGCCUAUAUAUGAUGAGAACCACUG